UGCGAAAGUGACCAUGUAGCUUUUAUUUUGAAAGCACCUACAGGAUGAUUUUCUUCUCGUUAAAGUGACAAGACAGGAGAGAGAGAAUAGGAGUUUGGGAAAAGAAAAAGUUAGCCAGCAGCGCUCCAAGAGAAGAGCAAACACAAAGAGGGCGACGCUCGCGCUGAAUGAUCAGCCUAUACAACUUUUAAUAUCACUGAGCCUGCCUCAUGAGGCUUGCCUAACACGCUUUCCACUGAAUUCUCAGACGCAAGUUGCUGUCAUUGAAACUUGAGCGAGAUGAUUUUGGGGGGUACUUGGUCUGUCCUUCUCUUGCUGCCUGUGGUGGUAUCAGCUCAGUAUCAAGGAGACAACGGAAUUGUCAUCCCGGAGCAUGGAUUCUGCCAACCGAUUUCCAUACCUCUCUGCACGGAUAUCGCCUACAACCAAACCAUCAUGCCCAACUUAGUGGGCCACUACAACCAGGAGGACGCAGGGCUGGAGGUACACCAGUUCUACCCGCUGGUGAAGGUACAGUGCUCCCCGGAGUUGAAAUUCUUCCUGUGCUCCAUGUACGCGCCGGUUUGCACUGUCCUGGAGAAGGCCAUCCCGCCUUGCAGGUCCAUCUGCGAGAGGGCCAAGCAAGGUUGCGAAGCUCUCAUGAACAAGUUUGGCUUCCAAUGGCCCGACAGACUCCGCUGCGAGAACUUCCCCGUGCUGGGCGACGGUCAGAUAUGCGUGGGACAGAAUGACUCGUCCGCCGCCACCGUCCCGCCCUUGCCCAUCCCAGGCACCCAGGACGUCUCAGUGGUCUCCGGCCCUGAAAGCUCCUUCCGUUGCCCCACCGCGCUUGUGGUGCCCCCAUACUUGAACUACAUGUUCUUGGAGGAGAAGGACUGCGCCGCUCCAUGCGAGCCGGCCCGCGGUGGCGGCUACAUGUUUUUCACCGACAAGGAGAUCCACUUUUCACGCAUCUGGAUUCUGGUCUGGUCGGUCCUGUGUUGCGCUUCCACCUUAUUCACGGUCACUACUUAUUUGGUGGACAUGCAGCGUUUCAGGUACCCCGAGAGGCCCAUUAUCUUCCUGUCGGGCUGCUACACCAUGGUCUCCAUCGCGUACAUCGCAGGCUUCUUCCUGGGCGACAAAGUGGUGUGCAACGAGAGCUUCAACCCGGAGGGCUACAAGACAAUCGUCCAGGGCACCAAAAAGGAAGGCUGCACCAUCCUCUUCAUGAUGCUCUACUUCUUCAGCAUGGCCAGCUCCAUCUGGUGGGUGAUCCUGUCCCUCACCUGGUUCCUGGCCGCGGGGAUGAAGUGGGGCCACGAAGCCAUCGAAGCCCACUCCCAGUACUUCCACUUGGCGGCCUGGGCGGUGCCGGCCGUCAAAACCAUCAGCAUCCUGGCCAUCGGGCAGAUCGAGGGCGACGUGCUGAGCGGCGUGUGCUUCGUCAGCCUCAGUAACCUGGACCCCCUGCGAGGUUUUGUCCUGGCGCCUCUCUUCAUCUACCUCUUCAUCGGGACCUCCUUCCUACUGGCCGGCUUCGUGUCGCUCUUCCGCAUCCGCACCAUCAUGAAGCACGACGGCACCAAGACGGAGAAGCUGGAGCGGCUCAUGGUGCGCAUCGGCGUCUUCAGCGUGCUCUACACCGUCCCCGCCACCAUCGUGAUCGCCUGCUUCUUCUACGAGCAGGCCUUCCGCCCGCACUGGGAGCGCAGCUGGGUCAGCCACAGCUGUCGGAGCCUGGCUAUCCCGUGUCCGCCGCAUACGGGGCCCCGCAUGACGCCGGACUUCACCGUCUAUAUGAUCAAGUACCUGAUGACGCUCAUUGUGGGGAUCACGUCUGGUUUCUGGAUCUGGUCUGGGAAAACGCUGCAUUCCUGGCACAAGUUCUACACCCGGCUGACAAACGGCAAACACGGCGAGACCACCGUGUAGGAUGAAUGGCCUGCCGCAAGCUCUUGGACGGACUGAUUUGUGCUUUUCAUGGCGGCCGUGUGUUGGUUUGAGGAGGGGAAAGGGUGGGGGGGGGGGGGCCAAGUUCUUGGGUAUUUGGAGCCGCAAAGCUAAAAAGUGUUUGGGUUUUGACCAAGCAGCGAGCUGGAUUAACGCGGCCCGAACGGGACAGUCUGACUGAACAAACACACAACAAACAUGGCCGACGUGGCCAUGUGCUGAAAUGCUCACCUUCUCGUUCCUCCUCUUCCUCCCUUCUUGGCUCCACGGUCCAGCAGCCAAGACUGGAGCACAAAGAGCAUUUCACAUGUAAUUAAAUCCAAGUGUAAAUAGUAAUUGUAAAAACAUGAAAGUAUAUAUUUGUAUUUAAAAAAAAUAAUAAUACUACCGCUUAAUUGUCAGUGUACCUGCUUCUCUUUUGCACCGCAACAAAGCCAAAUGGAUCUGCCCCCCCCUUUAAAAAAAAAAGAAAAGAAAAUACCAUAAUAAUGGUAAUCAUAUCUGCAGUUAUGUGAGCCUGAUUCAUGCUGGAUUUUUGUAUGUAAAAAAAAAAAAAAAAAAAAAACCAAAAUAAUGGUAAUCAUAUCUGCAGUUAUGGGGGCCUGAUUCAUGCUGGAUUUUUGUAUGUAAAAAAAAAAAAAAAAAAAAAACCAAAAUAAUGGUAAUCAUAUCUGCAGUUAUGGGGGCCUGAUUCAUGCUGGAUUUUUGUAUGUAAAAAAAAAAAAAAAAAAAAAACCAAAAUAAUGGUAAUCAUAUCUGCAGUUAUGGGGGCCUGAUUCAUGCUGGAUUUUUGUAUGUAAAAAAAAAAAAAAAAAAAAAAGUAAAACCAAAUUGGCAUAAUGUCAAGUUCUAUCAGCAAAAUGUACAAAUGCCCCGCUUUAUUUUAUUAAUGUAUGUAGUCACUUUAUAUGGAAGCUACGAAAUACUCUUGUGUCGUUAUACAACCAACGUAGGUGGUCUAAUGUUAUUUUGCCUUCAAAAUUUGGGUCGGAAUGAUCGCUGAUACAAAUUGCUCACAUGAUGUCAGGCAUUCAUACAUCCUACUUUCCUGUUUUUAUUUUCUCUUGACAUCCUGGGAGAUUUGCUUGUUCUUUCUAAAACAGAACAAUAUCACCAAGAGCAGAUCUCAUCUAGUAUUUCAAAUGCGGGCCGAGAGGAAGUGUCAUUCAUCGGCGUAGUAAUCGGGCGGACAAUGAACGUGGCGCGACUUGUUUCUGCGGGCGAGUAAGAUAGCGUUCUGCCCCACGGCUAUACGUAAUCUAAACAUCAGUGUGGGCGGCAGCAAAACUAAAAAUGCUUCAUUGUUGUCAUGUUUUGAGAACCUUGUGAGACUAUAAUUACCCGCUGCUGCUCUAUUGCUAAUCAAAACGUAUGAAUGGUUGACAUCUUUGGGGCAGUCGUGUAGCUCUUGUCACACGUAUUAUCUACAUUUUUAGAAUGUCAAUAUUUCAGCUGUUGUGCAAGAAUAACCAAAGUUGUAAAUUUAGUCAGAUUUUGUUCCAAAAAGUCAUCGAAUGUCAGUGGCUAUGUGCUAGCCGCUAAUAUAACAUUUCCAUUGCGUCUUGUCCGCCAUAUUUGUGGAAUACUUUUCGUGUGUUUUGAUUCAUGUUACGUUUUUGUACGGUUUCCGACGAAAUUGUCCCGCGAUCACGUCAAACCAAAAAUAUGUGUCAAUCCAAAUGUGCAGAUUAAACACCUCCUUCUCAAACGAAA
This is a messenger RNA of Hippocampus comes (tiger tail seahorse), 3645 nucleotides long. It is a transcript of the gene fzd2, whose product is annotated as frizzled class receptor 2. Gene Ontology annotation, cellular component: plasma membrane. The record is from RefSeq and is a predicted model, not a curated record. Gene Ontology annotation, molecular function: Wnt-protein binding; Wnt receptor activity. The coding region runs from base 280 to 1914 and encodes 544 amino acids. Lineage: Eukaryota; Metazoa; Chordata; Actinopteri; Syngnathiformes; Syngnathidae. Gene Ontology annotation, biological process: canonical Wnt signaling pathway; non-canonical Wnt signaling pathway. The transcript has a single exon.